GCAUCUCCUCUCUCUCUCGCUCUCUCUAGCUUCUCUACUGGUGGAAACGCACCCCAACUAUGCGAAACCUGGCAUUUCAUACGCUUGCGAUACUGGGCUUGGGUGUGAUGCCGCUCGGACGCUGCGACGGGUUCUCUGCGAUAUCGACCGUUUUAAAGCUCAGCAACCCGCCGAGCAUUAUCAUGCUCGGCAAGACUUCAAUCAUCCAGGGUGUACCACGAUGUAGACGGCAAUGGGUCCGCGGUUUACCGGGUUGCGAAGCUCCAGUGGCAGCGCAAGACUCAACACCCCGGAGGUGCACUGCCCGGGUGUGUAUGGGCUCUCACACGGCGCGUGCCGCCGCCGGUAGCCUCGGAACGGCCGCUGCUGCCGCCGUUUUGCGCGGAGGAGCAAUGGAGCACAACGUCAUCGCUGGCGUGUUGGGGGAACUCGCCAAUAUUCGGACGCCUGCAGCCCUUCUCGGUGGCGCCGCCCUCGGCACGAUGUUCUUUCAGCCCAAGGCCGAUGCCAACAGGCGGCUCCAUCUGCUCUACACCCUGCUCUCUACCUCCGCCUUCUCGCUCCAGCUGGUGUGCGUGCUUUGCUCGACGCUCACGUAUACAUCGAUAGCGAGCCGUCCCGAGGCUAUCGCGAUAUCGGCUAUCAGCUAUCUCUCGGAGCAGAUGCAGUGGGAGUUUUUUGUCAUUCGGGGCAGCUUCGUUUAUGGCCUCUUCUCCUUCCUCGCAGCGCUUGUCUGUAGAGGCUGGCUUACGUUCUACGAGGAAAAGGAAAGAGGACCCGCGUGGGUAAUCAUGGCCGUCCUGGCGAGCUCGGCGAUUUUCCUGCUCAAUUUCAUUCACUACACCCACAAUUCACUGACCCUUUGUCUCGGGGGCAUGACCAAGGCCUUGAUCUCACUAACGCUGCGAAACAUGUACGCCACGAAGAAGCGGUUCAUUCGUCAUGUACUGGCGGCCUUCGGCAUCUGGGGCGCCGUGAAGCUUCUCAAGCUCGAACCAAGUGCAGGCGCUAAAAGAAGUGCGGAGCAAGGGACUGCAGUAUCAACUGCGCCUCCUCCUCAGAGCGGAAGAGAACAGAAGUAAUUGUCUGUUUGAGCCUGAUUGUCAAGGGUAUUCGCGUGUUUGUUCAUCGCCUGUUCUCUUGACCAAGAAAGAGGUCUAUAUUGCUUGGGUGUUUCUGAUUUUGGGAAGCUUUCAUGACAUUCGUUCUGCUUCAGGUCUGUACGGGCUCUUUGAACACACUACACGUAUUCUUUCGUCUAAGAGUGAGAGCCGAACGUUGUAUAUGCGAUGGAAGUGUGGCGAAAAAGAAGGUGGGUGUGACAGAAUUUCGUUACUGAAAGGCAUAGUGCAGGAGGGAGGGACCGGCCACCAUAUUUCCGGAAAGCUGCUGUAGUCUGCCUGAGCGUGCAACCUGGUUGGUUUCGCCUCCUGCAGUUGCAACCAACAGGUGUAGCUCAGCCACGGAAACGAAAUACAAUUCGAAUAACUGGGGACCCAUGUCGUGACCUUUGUAGGUGAAGGUUCGCAUAACCUAAAGUUUGGGGGAGGGUUGAACGCGUGGGAUAUCUCGACUUGGGGAGAGAUUCCUGGUUGUUUUCCCUGUGCUGCUACCCUCUGGCCGUACGUAUGCUUCAUUGAGAUCCAGUUGGGAGAUACGAGUCUGUAGUGAAUGUUCUGCAAGUUUGCCAGGCAAGUGCAUAGCUUAUGUUUGCCGGCUGCAAUGAGCUCGAACUUGUGAGCUAAAUGCCUCGGUGAUUUGCUGGUCAUCCUCCUAGCGCCCUUUCCUUGCCCAUGGACAGUGGAGGGUCACACAUGACUCAUUCUCCAACUCCCCCAACCUCUCAGGCUU
Ectocarpus sp. CCAP 1310/34 is the source of this 1851-nucleotide messenger RNA. The record is from the annotation of a GenBank genome assembly. Lineage: Eukaryota; Phaeophyceae; Ectocarpales; Ectocarpaceae.